GUCUCGGUUAUCAUUGCAUCGACAUUGACGUUCUCGUUGAGAAGGCCCUCAUAAGCAAAUCAAAAUAUGGAUGGUUGUCCAUGCAUGAUUUGCUAAAAGAAAUGGGCCAGGAAAUAGUUCGCCGGGAAUGCCAUGAAGAACCUGGACGACGUAGUAGAUUGCGUGGUCUCAAGGAUGUCUUUCACGUGCUGAAUAAUGAUACUGUAAGUUGAUUAGUGUAGACAUUAAUAUAAAAAGGUAUAUUUUCAUCCUAAUUCUUGCUGACUGGCCUGUUUUUCUUGGUUGCCUGCAAGGAAGCGAUGCAAUUAAAGGCAUCGUCAUGGAUUUUUGUCCCGAAACCAAAGAGAUCAGACUCAACGCCAAAGCAUUGUCAAAUAUGAGAAAAUUGAGAUUUUUUAAAUUCCAUGAAUCUCAAACUAUAAAAUGGAGUGGAAAACCUUUAAAAUACAUGCCAACCAAUGAGUUGUGAUUCCUAGAGUGGUCUGGAUAUGCUUCGAGAUCCUGGCAGAGCAGUUUCCAACCGAACAAUCUUACUAUACUAAGGAUGUAUAACAGUCGCAUGAAACAACUAUAGAAGGGGUCGAUGGUUUUUUACAAUUUGAAGGUCUUAGAUGUGAGUGGUUCUGAGGAUUUGAUUAAAACACCAGAUUUGACAGGUGCGAAAAAUCUUGAGAAACUAGACUUUUCAGGUUGUAGAAGCUUGUGGAGCUCCAUCGAAGCGAUCAAAGGACUUGAAGAAUUAAGAAUGUCUGGCAGCCGAAUCAAAGAACUAUGGAAGGGUUUGGUGGUUUUUGACAAUUUGAAGGUCUUAGAUAUGAGUGAUUCUAAGAACCUGAUUAAAACACCAGAUUUGACUAGAGCCCCACGUCUCGAGAACUUAAACCUUUCAGGUUGUAGAAGCUUGUGUGAGAUUCACCCAUCUAUUGGAAGUCUCAAGCGAUUAAAAGAGUUGUGGCUUAACAAAUGUUCAGGACUUAAAGAAGUUGCCAGACCUGAGUAGGUUGGAAUGCCUGACGGAUCUUUGGGCACUCGAUACAUCGAUAACACAAAUCCCAUCUCUGGAUCUAAUCCCCAAGAGCAUCCGGGAAUUUCAUCUCGAAGUAAGAGAGUUGAUGCCAAAUCCCAUCUAUGAUAUCGGAUCAUUUGUAGAAUAUGAGAUGGAAGGAAUAUAUGAUCUGGUAAAAUCACCGAGCAUUGAUUUUGACGGAGGAGAUAGAACUCGUGGCAUAUCCGGUACAUAUUAUUCGGAUAUAGGCUAUAUAGCUGGCGAAACGGUGGGUUAGUGUGUGUUUUGAGUGUUUCUCUCGUUCUCUUCUUUAGGUUUGAAUAGU
Messenger RNA from Juglans microcarpa x Juglans regia, 1331 nucleotides. Its product is annotated as disease resistance protein RPP5-like. The transcript has 3 exons. NCBI's taxonomy places the organism in Eukaryota, Viridiplantae, Streptophyta, Magnoliopsida, Fagales, Juglandaceae. The record is from RefSeq and is a predicted model, not a curated record. The coding region runs from base 584 to 1000 and encodes 138 amino acids. Gene Ontology annotation, biological process: defense response. Gene Ontology annotation, molecular function: protein binding.